Messenger RNA from Miscanthus lutarioriparius, 543 nucleotides. NCBI's taxonomy places the organism in Eukaryota, Viridiplantae, Streptophyta, Magnoliopsida, Poales, Poaceae. The record is from the annotation of a GenBank genome assembly.
AUGGCGGCGGCGGCCUACCCUCCAUGGGUAAUGUUGGAGCACUCCUGCGCGCGGGAGGUCCAGGGCUGCUCCUCCUCCAUUGCCGACACGAACACACUGGUGAGCUGCCGCACCACCAGCGGCCAUCCCAUCAACGUCUCGCUCUGCCUGGCGGCGCCCCCGGAGGGGUCGCGCGUAUGCGUCCAGCUUCCCGCCGGCGUCGAGGUGGACUACGCCGUGGUCCUCGCGGCACACGGCGACUCCGUGGUCGUCCAGGUCGCGGGGAUCACGAACCGCGGCGCGUUCUCCAGCACCAAGUCAACUGACCACUUCGUCUACAGCGCGGGCGACGCUGCCGCCGAACCCCCGCGGCCGCCGUCGCUGUCGCUGCUCCCGCCUCACUGCAUCACCUAUGAAGAAGACAAGCAUCGUUAUCUCCAGUGGCACUACCUGAGGCGUAGUCCCGAGUGUAACUGCCUGGAUAGUGAUAGCACAUUAGCACCGGCCUCCUGCGCCAUGGCGACGGCGAUUUCUUGGUGGCGGAGCUCAAGAUGGACUAUGUGA